GGCGCUUAUUGGAGCACAGCCUUCUCUCUGUGAGGUUGAGUGGUGUUGACUGAAGCUGGUUCAGAAAGCGCACAGUUAUCAGGGAAAGGGCUGUUAAAUGAGUGUUUUGAUCAUUUAGAGAGAGCAGCAGUGUCUCCAGGUUCAUCAUGGUGGAGUCUCACUUUCAGAUCCAGCUCACGGCCAUCCUGGACGGUCUGAUGAAAACAGCAGUGUCGGAUAUCUGCGCCCUGACCGACAGCUGGGUCCAGUCUCUACAGAUGGAGAUCAGGAGGAGCCAGAGGGAGAACCGGGAUUUAAAGCAGAAACUCUACAGCAUGGAGCAGCCGCCUCCUGCUCAAACACCUCCGGAGGAGAAGAGCGAGGUCGAGGAGGCGCCUGUUAACACUGACCUGACCUCCGACUCUGGGAGUGAAUUUGCAGCAUUUAAAAGAGGGCAGUGGUGUGUCAUGCUGCAGAAAUGGAACCCUGCACUAGGUGGAGCAAAAGCUGAGGUGAUGGACAGAUCCAUUAGCCAAAUUGAAGAAGAAGAGGUGGAUUGUAACACAACAUCCAAUGAUGUAGUUCCUACACCUGUGUGUGAGGAUAGUAAAGGGAACCCCCCACUUUAUGAACUUAAGACUGAAUUAGAGAGGACUGGACCUGGUCUCCAGAAUCCAGAAUGCAGUCCAGAUGUCACUGCAGACUUCGAAAAUGAGCAUGAGGAUCCUGCCCUGUUGGAUCAAAACAACGAGACAGAGAGCACUGAGCAUUUCCCACAGCCUAAAACGGAGGAGGAGGACGAGUUUGAUGUCUCCUGCUUACUGAUGCCUGAUCUACAGCCCAGUUCCACACAGCUGCACAGGGACAGUCACUCACAAUCAACAAACCCAGACUCAAACUGCAUGUCUUUAAAUUUUGAGAACAAUUUUAAUUUAUCUGCAACGGUUCCAGUGGCCAGACGUUUUGCAAAAAGGACCUCGGUUUCUCUGACGUGUGAAAAACAGAUCAGGGAAUCUUUUAUCUGCAAUAUCUGUGGAAAAACUCUUACAGCAAAAAGAUCAUUUAUUUGUCACUUGAGGUUGCAUACUGGAGAGAGGCCUUUCAAAUGUAUUCAGUGUGGAAAGAGUUUUGCCAAGAAAUUUAACCUCGACGUCCACUAUAACGUCCACUCUGGAGCGAGACCCUACGCCUGUCCUCUCUGCCCACGGUCAUUCGCUGACCCCAGUGCUUUUGGAAGACACAAGAUGGUGCACAGGAAGAAGUUACUGCAGGACACCUACAGCCCUAAAAGUACAUUUGUUUGUAACAUUUGUGGCCAAAGCUUUUCGUCGAGACCCUCGCUUACUUUACACUUUAGAUUACACGCUGCAGAGAAGCAACACAGCGCACAGAAGGUUCUGUACAGAAAUGUGCAUUGAAAAUUUUACUGAUUACAAUAUUUUCUACACUACUGUCUAAAUACAGUGCUAAUUUAAAUGUACAUUUACAGUAUGUAAUGUGGACAAAUACAAUUCUUAUUAGACUUCAAUGAAUUUCAGCAUAGAAAGAUUUAGAGAUGUACCGAAAUAAAUUUGUCCAAAGGCUGAAUACAAAACACAGAACAUGUUUUCAUUCAUUUUGCCACUUUUCUACUAUUGAAUAAAUUAAAUAGCCUGCACAAAUCCUUUUGUCUUGCUUUUUUAAGGACACAGCAAUUACAAAACCCCAGUUUAUAAAUAUUAAUUAAACAUGUUUUUUAAUAUCUCAACAGACACCAACUGUACAACAACAAAGCACAAUACAUUUUCUUCAGCAGUGCUAUUCUACUCAUGAAUUUACUUCAGCAGUGCUACUCAAGUCACAUGUGUGCAAAAUAAAAAAAACUGAUACUAAGCAAAAUUUGAUUUAAUUUAUGUUAAUAGAGCAUUUUCGGUGGAAUAUUUUGAGUUGCCUUAAAUUUGGUGCAUCCCUAAUUUUAUUCCAAGCAAUUCUGGAUCAUUUCUAUUGGUCCAGUUAUGUUCAACAU
This is a messenger RNA of Astyanax mexicanus (Mexican tetra), 1984 nucleotides long. Its product is annotated as zinc finger protein 300. Lineage: Eukaryota; Metazoa; Chordata; Actinopteri; Characiformes; Acestrorhamphidae. The record is from RefSeq and is a predicted model, not a curated record. Gene Ontology annotation, cellular component: nucleus. The transcript has 4 exons. The coding region runs from base 147 to 1397 and encodes 416 amino acids.